UAAUCUAACAACAACAACAAGCGAUCGAGAUCGAGAUCGAGAUAUGCACCGUGGACGCAUCGCCGUGAACCCGGCCGCCGGCACGUUCGCCAGGUUUCCGCCGCCGCCGCCGCGCUUCAAGUUCAAUCACAUGUUUCCCGUGCAGGUGCAGGCCCCGCCGUUUGUCUACCACGCUGCUCCCCUGCCGCCGGUACAGCCGCAGCUGGCGGUCCAGGUGCGCCCUGUGUGGGCGGGGAACUUCAACGAAGAGUGGGGCUACCUCCAGAGCUUCGCCGCGUUCGCCCGCUACGUCGCUGUCGACGUGCACUACCCUGGACUCGUGCACGCCGCCGGCCAGGACCUCAGCAGCCUGACGGUGGAGCACUGCUACGCGCUCAUGAAGGCAAACGUCGACGGCCUCAAGCCGCUCCAGGUCGGCAUCGCCGUCUGCGACCACCAGGGCCAGCAGGUCGCCUGGGAGUUCAACCUCCGCGACUUCUGCCGCCUCGCCGACCCGCACGACGACAAGGCCCUCGACUACCUCGCCCGCCGCGGCCUCGACCUCGACACGCUCCGUAACCACGGCGUCGACGCCUACAUGCUCGGCGCGCUGCUCAUGGGUUCCGGCCUCAUCGGCGCCGGACACGGGCGGCCGCUGUCGUGGAUCACCUACGCCGGCGCCUACCACGUGGCGUACCUCCUGAAGAUCGUCACGGGCGGCGCCCCGCUGCCGCACGACGUGGCCGGGUUCCUCGGCGCCAUGCAGUAUUACCUCGGCCAGCAGGUCUACGACGUUGCGACGAUGGCGGCCGGCUGCUCGGGCAUGCCGGUGGGGCUGGACUGCAUCGCCGCUAACCUGCGCAUCCAUCCGCCGUGGGGGAGCCCUCGCCUAGCAGGCGCCGCCGCCGUGCGCGCGCUUUUGGCCUUCAGGAUUUUGAAGCAAGGGCAGUUCGGUGGCAGCGUGGAGAGGUUCCGAGGCCUGCUUCAGGGCCUGCAGCAUUAGUUGUUCGACGGUCGAUCAGACACGAGCAACGUCGUUGGUCAAGAAUUCGAAUGUGCAACGGUCAAGCGUUUGUUUUUCUCAUCGAAAAAAAAACAUUUGAUUUUCCUUUAGUAAUCAUAUUUUUUUUUGCAUGGUAGUAGUAAUCAAAACUUCCGGUCAAGGUUUUAGUGAUGAGUGAUGUAUUUGUCGCAAUAAUUACUUGAGUAGUAUGUAUAAACUUCCAGUCAAGGUUUUAGUAGUAUGUAUUUGUCGUAAUUUGAUGAGUGAUGUUUUUGUCAACCAUGUA
Molecule: messenger RNA, 1268 nt
Organism: Triticum aestivum (bread wheat)
Lineage: Eukaryota; Viridiplantae; Streptophyta; Magnoliopsida; Poales; Poaceae
Product: probable CCR4-associated factor 1 homolog 11
Exons: 1
Coding region: 44-982 (312 amino acids)
Cellular component (GO): CCR4-NOT complex
Molecular function (GO): poly(A)-specific ribonuclease activity; nucleic acid binding
Source: RefSeq, a predicted model, not a curated record